Anopheles marshallii is the source of this 696-nucleotide messenger RNA. Its product is annotated as trypsin-4-like. The record is from RefSeq and is a predicted model, not a curated record. Bases 1 to 696 code for a protein of 231 amino acids. The transcript is spliced from 3 exons. Gene Ontology annotation, biological process: proteolysis. NCBI's taxonomy places the organism in Eukaryota, Metazoa, Arthropoda, Insecta, Diptera, Culicidae. Gene Ontology annotation, molecular function: serine-type endopeptidase activity.
AUGAGGUUCCGAAUCGUGAACGGAACGGAAGCAACGAUUGUCACCUAUCCGUUCGUUGUGUCCGUGCAAAAGUGGACACCAAGGCUAAAGCAACACAUUUGCGGCGGAACGCUUAUUAGCGAGCGCUGGAUCCUAACGGCGGCCCAUUGCGUCGACAAGAUCACGGCCGGCACGGUGAUGGUUCGUGCCAACUCAUCCUUCUACAACCGCGGUGGAAAGCUGCAUCGUGUCGAGCGAGUUAUACGGCAUGCACUUUUUUCCUACGCCACGGGUGACUAUGACUAUGGCCUGUUGAAGCUGAAGCAACGCUUCGUGCGCGGAACGUUUGUGAAACUGCCCUCGCAAAGGAAACGCUUCCCACCGGCGGAACGGUGCAGGGCUAUGGGAUGGGGUUAUACAAAGGGUCCGGCUGGCAGGGAACAGUUGCGGCAGGUUGUUCUGCCGAUUGUGUCCCAGGCGGUAUGCCAGAAGGCAUACGAAGCUACCGACAAGAUAACGGCCCGCAUGCUUUGUGCUGGUUAUGCGGAAGGCAUGCGAGAUGCGUGCGAUGGAGAUUCUGGAGGACCGUUGAUCUGCCGUGGUCUUCAAGCGGGUGUCAUUUCCUGGGCAAUUGGCUGCGCUCAACCAAACCAAUAUGGAGUCUACAGCAGCAUUGCGGAGGGUCGUGAAUGGAUCCGAAACCUUACGGGUGUGUAG